Syngnathoides biaculeatus (alligator pipefish) is the source of this 2907-nucleotide messenger RNA. RefSeq names its product phosphodiesterase 7A (gene pde7a). Bases 400 to 2049 code for a protein of 549 amino acids. The record is from RefSeq and is a predicted model, not a curated record. Gene Ontology annotation, molecular function: 3',5'-cyclic-AMP phosphodiesterase activity. The transcript is spliced from 16 exons. Lineage: Eukaryota; Metazoa; Chordata; Actinopteri; Syngnathiformes; Syngnathidae.
GAGGGGGAGGGGUGUCAGAGAGACCUUCGGCGUCAUGUGACGGCGAUCAUCUCGUCACCUUGGAGGAAGUCGAUGCUGCCCAACACUUUGCGCUCCUCCCGGAAGUCGGCGCUGAAGUGAUCCAUGUUCUCGUAGCCUCGCUCUACUUUGUCCAGAUCCUGUUUCCAGGGGAAAGAACCUAGUUCCUGACUCAAGAGACUACCUAGUUCCAGGCUAAAGUUCUCAGUCCUAACUAUUCAAUGUCUUGGGUUCCUAGUUCUGAGCCAUACUUACUGUUUGAGGAGAGGUUUUGUGUUCUGGAGGAGGGAAACAAAAACACGGUUAGCCUCCAGCGAAAACACAUCCCGGCGACCGUUUCGCGGUCGGACCUGCAGGAAGACGGCCAUCUCUUGCUCCUCCAUGAUCUCCAAGCCCUUCUCCACGAUCUUGCAGCUCUCCUCCAGGAUGGUGUACAGCGAGUCGAACUUCUCGCACACCAGGUUCUUCUGGCGUCGGCUGUUCUCCUUCACGCGACGUCAUGUGAGGGAACGAUCAGACCAUUGUUGGUUUUUGGCUCAUGUAUGCUAUCAGCUGCCGGUGUUGCCUCUGGACAGGCCGGUUCCCAAGCACGUCCUGAGCCGCAGGGGAGCCAUCAGUUUCAGCUCCAGCUCCUCGCUCUUUGGGGCCCCAGAUCCCAGACAGCUUUCGCAGAGGCGCGGGGCCAUCUCCUACGACAGCUCGGACCAGACGGCGCUAUACAUUCGUAUGCUAGGAGAUGUGAGAGUGAGAAGUCAGGUCGGAUUUGAACCGGAACGGCGAAGCUCUCAUCCGUAUCUGUGCAUCGACUUCCGAAACCUCCACACACGCCUGGGCAGCAAGUCGGAGGCGGCCGUGGACUUGGCCCCCGAGAGAAGGGUGCGGCGGCUGCUCAGCCUCCAGAGGUACCUGCACUCGUCCCGCCUACUGCGAGGGGCCGCCCCGCACCUCCCGCUCCCCAUCCUCGACGAGGACUACACUGGACAGGCCCGCUGCAUGCUGGAAAAAGUGGGCAACUGGAAUUUUGACAUUUUCCUCUUCGACAGGUUGACCAACGGAAACAGCCUGAUCACCCUGACGUUCCACCUCCUGGACCAGUACGGCCUGGUGGAGCUGUUCCGUCUGGACGUGGUCCGACUGUGGCGCUUCCUGGUGCUGGUCCAGGAGGACUACCACCCCCACAACCCUUACCACAACGCCGUGCACGCCGCCGACGUCACGCAGGCGAUGUACUGCUACCUGCGGGAGCCGGCGCUAUCCAAGUCUCUGACGUCGUACGACAUCCUGCUGGGCCUGCUGGCCGCCGCCACUCACGACCUGGACCACCCCGGAGUCAACCAGCCCUUCCUCAUCAAGACUGACCACUAUCUGGCUUCACUCUACAAGAAUACCUCAGUUCUGGAAAACCACCACUGGAAGUCUGCCGUGGGUCUCCUGAGAGAGACGGGGCUCUUCGCCCACUUGCCCGCCGAAGACGGCCUGAGCCUGGAGAGGGACCUGGGCUCGUUGAUCCUGGCCACGGACAUCAGCAGGCAGAACGACUACCUGUCCAGGUUCCGCCUGCACUUGGACCAGAGCAACCUGUGCUUGAGUAACGCCAGCCACAGACACUUCGUGCUACAGAUGGCGCUGAAGUGCGCCGACAUCUGCAACCCGUGCAGGCCGUGGGAGCUGAGCAAGCAGUGGAGCGACAAAGUCACGGAGGAGUUCUUCCAGCAAGGUGACAUCGAGAAGAAGCACAAGCUCGAAGUGAGCCCGCUUUGCGACAGAGCCAAGAACACGGUGGGCAACAUUCAGAUCGGCUUCAUGACGUACGUGGCCGAGCCUCUGUUCGCCGAGUGGUCUCGCUUCUCGGACACGCGUCUGUCCCAGACCAUGCUGGGCCACAUGGGGCUCAACAAGGCCAGCUGGGGCAGCCGAGAACAAAACCUGAGCCCAGACCCGCCACUGCCACCGCCGCCGCCGCCGCCGCCACUAGCGCAAACCUCUCCAAAGACGAACCUCAGGGAAGGAGAGUAUCCUGACACCUCAUGACACACACACUGGGGGGAGCGCCUUGAUCCCGCUUACUUUUGAUUUUUUUUUUUUUGGUUUUUUGUUUUUUUUCCCCCCUUCUCGCUCAACCACUGAUUUUAUUUAAUUUAUUUAAUUGGAAUAGUUUUUGAACGUAGAGCAAUACGUAGAUACCUCAUUUGGUGGCUCCUGCUGUAAUUUCCCUUCUCCGUCGUCGACUAUUUUUUUUUUUUUUUUAAUUUAUUUGUCGCUCCAGAAGACUAUUUUGAAGUGCCAUUUGAUGACGAGCGUCGACGCGCGCACAUGCAUCUACUGUACGCGGACGCGUGGCUCACGUUUGUAUCGAUUUCUUCCUCGAGGGGGAAAAAAAAAAAAAAAAAAGUGACAAGCCCAGUCGUUUGCUGCCUCUCGACCAAUCCAGACUGUUUACUUCUUCUUCUUCUCUACUUAAUGCGCGUACACACACACACACACACACAUUAUCGGAAGCACAAAGCUACUGAAGCCAUACACACACACACACACACACACAGCCCCAAAAACUCUCUUUUCUCUCACACACACAUUCAGUUUUCGGGACUCUUCUGCUCGGAGCCUCUCAGGGUUUUGCGACGGAAGAGGAUGAACACAAUUUGCGUCUUUCAAGGGCCACACAAACACACGCAAGCUGUACAAAACGCCUUACGACUAUGCACAAGCGACAAGCUAAGUGACCAAACCCGCCAUGAUGAAGAUAACGAUGAAGGUGACCACAUUCCACAGUGUGACCCCCCCCCCCCCCCACUGUGAAGAUAACAGGUGUUUGUCCUCCCCCCCUCUCUAACACACACUCGCUGUUGAAAAGUGCUGUAAGACUGUUGUUGUUUUUUUUUUUGUUUG